Messenger RNA from Thamnophis elegans (Western terrestrial garter snake), 2467 nucleotides. RefSeq names its product potassium inwardly rectifying channel subfamily J member 9 (gene KCNJ9). Bases 241 to 1482 code for a protein of 413 amino acids. NCBI's taxonomy places the organism in Eukaryota, Metazoa, Chordata, Lepidosauria, Squamata, Natricidae. Gene Ontology annotation, cellular component: plasma membrane. The record is from RefSeq and is a predicted model, not a curated record. The transcript has 2 exons. Gene Ontology annotation, biological process: regulation of monoatomic ion transmembrane transport; potassium ion import across plasma membrane. Gene Ontology annotation, molecular function: G-protein activated inward rectifier potassium channel activity.
CCUCCUGAGAAGGUGGCCCAAUUCUCCAGCUCUGCUGCCCCAGCGGGCGCCCUCCAAAGAGGGUCACCGCCCCUCUUUCCACCCCCCAACCAGCCCAGCCAUGGGCUUUAGGACUCCCCAAAGCAGCUUAGGAAGGCUCAGUUUCACCCCAGGGAUUCUUUCUCUUCCUCCCUGCCGCCCUCCUCACUCCGGGCUCCGGCCGGCCUUUCCUUGCAGAUCUGGAGGCUGCCCAGCGCUACGAUGGCCAAAGACAACCCGGCUUUCGCUGCCGUCCCCAAGACCCCCGUCUCUGAGGGCAAAGCGCCCCUUUCCUCACAGCCGGUCAAGUCGGCGGCCUUGCGGCGCCUGGGCGAGGGCCCCGAGAAGGCCGAGAAGAAGCGCGGGCGCCAGCGCUACGUGGAGAAGGACGGCAAGUGCAACGUCCAGCACGGGAAUGUGCGGGAGACUUACCGCUACCUGACCGACAUAUUCACCACUCUGGUGGACCUGAAGUGGCGCUUCAGCCUGCUGGUCUUCAUCCUGGCCUACGCAGUCACCUGGCUCUUCUUCGGCCUCAUCUGGUGGUUCAUCGCCUACUGCCGGGGGGACCUGGACCACCUGGGGGACGACGCCUGGACCCCCUGCGUCAACAACCUCAACGGCUUCGUCUCGGCCUUCCUCUUCUCCAUCGAGACCGAGACCACCAUCGGCUACGGGCACCGCGUCAUCACCGACAAGUGCCCCGAGGGCAUCGUGCUGCUGCUGCUGCAGGCCAUCCUGGGCUCCAUGGUGAACGCCUUCAUGGUGGGCUGCAUGUUCGUCAAGAUCUCCCAGCCCAACAAGCGGGCGGAGACCCUGGUCUUUUCCUCCCACGCCGUCAUCUCGCUGCGGGACGACCACCUCUGCCUGAUGUUCCGGGUAGGGGACCUGCGCAACUCCCACAUCGUGGAGGCCUCCAUCCGGGCCAAGCUGAUCAAGUCCAAGCAGACCCAGGAAGGGGAGUUCAUCCCCCUCAACCAGACGGACCUCAGCGUGGGCUUCGAGACGGGUGACGACCGCCUCUUCCUCGUCUCCCCACUGAUCAUCAGCCACGAGAUCAACGAGCAGAGCCCCUUCUGGGAGGUCUCCAAGGAGCAGCUGCGGAAGGACGAGUUUGAGAUCGUGGUCAUCCUGGAAGGGAUGGUGGAGGCCACAGGGAUGACGUGCCAAGCCCGGAGCUCCUACCUGGUGGAUGAGGUCCUGUGGGGACAUCGCUUCAUGUCGGUCCUCAGCUUGGAGGACGGGUUUUACGAGGUGGAUUACAACAGCUUCCACCAGACCUUCGAGGUGCCCACGCCCAGCUGCAGCGCCCGGGAGAUGGCAGAGGCGGCAGCUCGCAUGGACGCCCACCUGUACUGGUCCAUCCCCAGCCGGCUGGACGAGAAGGUGGAGGAGGGGACGGAGAAGGGGGAGAAGGAGAGGAACGGGAACCUCACUGGCACCGAGAACGAGUCCAAGGUCUAAGGGACCGCCGGACGGGCAGAGCGAGCCAGGGAGCCUGGGCUGUGGCAGAAGGCGCCCAGAGGGGGCAGGGGAGCCGUCUGGGCAAGUGGGACCCUCCGGCCGGUUUGACCUUGGGGGUUAUCAGCACGGACUCUGCGAGACCCAACCGAGAAGCUGUUCCUGAAAGCGCCCGUGGGCAGGAAGCUGGCAACCGAAGCCAUCGGGAGGCAACGUGGAACUGGAAGCCACAUUCCAUGGGGGCCCAGACCCAUUGCUAGGAAAGAGGAGGGGAGCGGGGGGGGGGGGUCUCCACAGAUGGGCCCUGGUGGUUUUCUCAGCACGGAGAUUGAGGGGGCUUUGGCCCUUCCUACUUCCUGGGCUUCCCAGCUGAGCCCCGAGCGCAGGGGGUCUCCCAUGCAAGCCCCAGCCGCAUCUGACCCUGCUUAGCUUCCCCAGCUCAAAUGGGGGAAGAGACUCUCGGGGCAACAAGGGAUCAGCCUGGGGGGCAACUGGGGAACAAGGAGGAAAGGUGCCAAGUUGGGGGGCUGCACAAACAAGAAGGCAGUGAAGACGAUCGGUCAGGACCAUGAACGCCCUGCCUGCUCUCCCCCCCCCAAAAAAACCUGCUCAGCUCCCCCCACCCUCCCUGGAGACGGUGCAGUUUUCAAAUGGGCAUUUUUGCACAAUUUAGGCUCCCUUUUUAAAAAGCGCUCCAGAGUUUGCUUUGGGCAUGCCAAAGGCCACGGAGACCUCCGGGGGGAUGUAGGGAGAACUGCAGAGGCCGGAGCCCUGGGGGUGGGGGCUGAAACUCUCCUUGGCCAGAGUUGGGGAGGGCCCUCCAAAGAGGCCGUUUCGGUUAGUGGAUUUUCUCCACCCCGCAUGACUGGCUGCUUCCCCCGCAGGACAAGAAAAUGGGGGGGGGGUGUUGAUUUAUGAUAUGGACUCAGAGAUAUGUCGGCAUUCCAUAUUUUGAAAUAAACCUGACUAGGUGAGUUGUGCAACCAAG